AUGUGGAAGGGCUAGGAGGUUGUGGGAGGGACAGAAAGGGUAAGAUGCCAUACAAGGGACAGACAGCGUUAGGUGAUAGUGCUAGGGUCAGGAAGGGGGGAGUUGGAAAUGCAGAAGGAAGGUAGGAGAGAAAGAGCUCGAGCUGUAUGGAGCUACGAAUGGGACUGCACCAUAGAAAAGGGCACAAGAAAAGGAUGAUGCCAUGAAUUUCCAUGAAAAACAAGGCAGGGAAGGGAAAACUCUUGUGGAAUAAUGCCCCUUCAUAAAUGGCACAGAGAGGGUUGCCCCAGGUGGAUGCAAUGCUUCAGCAACGGAAAGCUCCUGGCUCUGGGUCAAUUCUACUGCUCACCAGGACAGCUUGAUCUACAAGAAGAGAAUUCAAGUACUCAGACAGGCCGUGGAGCCCACUCGCAGCCGUGCCCUCGGGCGGCAGCAGGCGGCAAGGGCCCGGGCCGAGCCCUGCCGGGGCACGAGGCCGUGUGGCCACAGGGCUGGCAGCGCCCGUGUGGGGCAGCUGUGCCGCUGGCGCCCUGCCACGCUCUGUGCUCGCAAGGAUGGCCGGGCGCUACCUGGGACGGCAGCAGCACAAAGAGCUCCGGAUCAUCUGCAGUGCCCUUCAGGAUAUGACAGAUGACACCAGCCCUGCCAUCUCAUGCCUGGCCCUUCAAGCUCUGUACAUCAACAGAGCUGUACGGAGCAUUGGCUCCUCCCGACUCGAGCGGAUGCAAAAUCGACUCCGCCAGCUCUGGAGGUCACGGCCCUCCCUGCGUGGUGGUGGCUGCUUGUCCUGCCGGAGCGCUGUGGAGAACUGAUGCGGGAGGCGGCAUCUGCUGGGGCCAUCUGAGCCUGCCGGGAACACCUGUGCUCUGCAAGCGCUUCCUUUCACCCCACUGUAGGAAUGUUAAAUUGCUGUUGUCAUACACAGAGAUGCAAGAGCUUUCUUUGGGCGCCCAGAGUCUUCAGGCCCACGGGGAAGAGAGGAGAAAGGGUGCUUGUGCUCAGCAAGUUGCCCAAGUGUGCGGUGUGGAAGGGAAGGUGGCCAAAACCCCCUUGGCCUUUGGUGCUUCUGCUGAAGCCUUAGGGCUUGUGACAGAGCGGGUGGGCAGAGGCCGGAGCUGAGGCGGGGAUCCCUGAGGAGAGACUGGUGCCUGGAGAUGGCCACCACCCCUCUCCCAGCCAGGAUGUGCCAUCUGUGCCCUGCCCGUGUAUUGCUGGCUGGAUUGCUGAGGGCUCUGAGGUGCCUCUUGUUCCGGCUCCUCCGGAGCUCCUCCAGCAGCCAGGCAGGCCUGGGGGUGGCCUGGAGGGGACGGGACGCUGGGAGGCCACGAAGGGAUGCGGUGCUGCGAAGGCCUGACCGGAUAAGGUAGUGGCAAGGCACGAGGGGCAUGCGUGUGGCAGUGAGUGGUGGGAGGCUCUGAUGGGACAGGAGGACUUGAGUGGAUGGCUUGGUGGGAAGGCCUGAGGAACUGGGGGGCAGAGGCCGUAAGCAGCCCCCAGACAGCCCCAGUCUCCCCGCCAGCCGGCUGCUCUGGCGCUUCUUCGAGGUGUGUCUCAUGCCUGCGGCAGAAGCCCUCGAGGCCGGGCCCCAGCAGGCCCGUGAGGACACCCCCUGGCCUGGUGCCCAGGCUGGUUUGGCUACGGACAAGGAGGGCAAGCAGGCCCUGCUGGGGCACGGCCACUGGCGAGGGCCAGCGGGCAGAGCCGGGACGGGCGCUCAGCCGGAGUCCCCACAGCUGCGAGGCCACGGCGCUGCGUGGCCCAGACGCCCCUGGCACAGAGCUCUGGGCCCGCAGAGCUGCUGCCACCACGGGAUGGGCGAUGUCUCCUUGAGCUGGCCUGCGGAGUCGCUGCUGUCGGCACGGCUCUGGACACCAAGAAAAACAAGCACCAGCGUGUGUACAGGAAGAGCAGGACCUAGGAGGGCUGUAUCUCCUCAGCAAGGCACCCACACCGGCCAGGAUAGCAAAAGAGGGGGAUGCUACGGGCACAGUUUUUUCUAUCUUGGCAAAGCCAUCAGGAAAAGUGGUCACCAUGGCUUUCUCUUGACUUGCCAGCCUCACAGCAACGUUUGGCAGCUUCAGCUGCAGCCUGUCCCCCUGACUAACUUCAGUGGUUGUGCUUGAGGGCGGACUCGCCUGCCACACUUGCGUGUCCCAAGGCAGCUGCAUUGGGGCCAUCGUUAGAGACUCUGGUGGGACAUGAGCCCUGGGCUGCAGCAGCUGCCCUCCAUUCAGGCAACUUUAAAAAAGCCAGUGUGAGCUUCUAAGCUCUAAUCUCCCUCAGAGCAAAGGAAGAAGCCGCAGAUGCUGAAGAAAAGCAGCAUUCGUGUGGCUGAGCUUCAGGGCUGGAGGGAAGUAAGCACUUUGGUGUCUGCUGAACAGAUGGCCCAGCUCACAUGCUGAGGCUCUGCUGAUAGAGGAUUCUGCUCUGCUCCUGUUGGAGGCCAUUCCCUACCAAUGCAUGGCCCUCCACUGUUCCUGGAUCAAGCCUUCUGGAGCCAUGGGAACAAGUGUGUUCUGUGUCCUUCCAACAGCAGCAAGUGGUAGGACACGUCUGCUUCCAGCACUUGUCUUGGCUGUUCCUUCACAGUGCUGGCACCAUCAUCAGAGACACAGAGCACAUUCUCUCAUCCCAGAGUUAUCCCUAUCUUCUGCACUUGCCCAGGUUCUUCCUCCCAGGUUCACCAGGGAAAAUCUCUGCUCAUUCCUGUCCAUUCCCUUGCCCAGCAGGCACCCAGCUGUGGUUGGACGCGAGCUGCUGGCCACAGGCAGGCACGCAGCAACCAGAGCAUUGGGCAUCAGAUGCUGGGCUGAUGGUUUUUUCUCCAGAAAGCAAGAAAAACAGUCAGAAGAACACAAGGAAACUCGAUCAGAUCUCUGUAAGAAUCUAAUUGUCCUGUGAAAGUCGUGAGUGGAUGGUGGUUUUGUGCUUGUCAAGAUAAUCACUUCCAGGCAAAAAUCAUUCCAGGAAGGAGCAACAGCUGACAGACACUGAGUGUUGCCACCAAUUGCUCCAGGUGCCUCCUGCCAACAGCCCCCUGCAGAAAGGAGCACAGUCAGCAGUGUGGGUGCGCUUUGGCUGUCCUCUGGCAGAAAAGUCCCCUGGGUGGCACAGCAUUCUGUGGCAGGAAAGGGGCACCCAGCAUGGGCAGGGCUCGGGGGCUGGCAGGUCUCCUUUGGCAGGGACUCUGCCACACCUGCUGAUUUCAGUGCUCCCCGGGCCCCAGGGCUCAGAGCAGCAUUCGUGCCCUGGGCCACACGCCCCGUGUCUGUGUCACAGCCCCAUGACGGCCACCCACCACCGGGGCUUGUCCCAAAGAGGCCGUGGCAGCUCCUGUGCAAGGCCCCGGUGCCCUUCCUGCUGCAGCUGCGUCGGCGGCCCUGGGGGCUCCUUCUGCUGCCCUGAGCCCGAGAGCAGGGCAGCAUCUGCUUGUUGUUUGAGCCGUUCCUAAAGUUCCUGUAGGGCCGUCUUUGACAUCUGGGGCAACGUCUUCCUUGCAGCUGGGGCACUUUGGGGGGUGGGGUGUGCAUGCGUGCCCCCAGGGCAGGUGGAGGUGUGUCCUAGGGCUCUUUGUGACACAGUGCAGCGUGGGCACCGUGGAACGUAAAAGGAUGGAGUAUCACAAGGGUGACCCUUUGUGACACGUCAUUGUGACACAGGUGCUGGCGGUGGCACAGCCACACCACAGUGCUUGGUGCACGCAGUGGGACAGAGCAGCGCCGUGAGGAGCCCCCACACAGGCAGCUCGUCCUUUGCUGACCCAGAGCUCUUCCAAGGCAUUAGCUCUGCAGGUGACCUCGAGGCCAGACUGAGGGACUCUGUGACCCAUAGCCUUCCCAUGCUUUCUCUUUUGCAGGUGUCCUCAAGACCUGUCUGUGGGACUUGGUGAUCCAGCGCCUUUAAAAAUGUCUCCCAUCACUGUGCCAGGAGGCCUUGAGAGCAGACUGCAGGACUUUCUGUCCUGUAGCCUUCCCAAGGCUUCUCUAUUGUAGGUCCCUUCAAGGCUGCAUUUACUGACCCAGAGAUUUUCCCAGACAUCUUUCACGCAAUUAGCCAUCAAUCCUGACAUUGACAUGGCAGAGAGAUCCUCCAGCCUACCCAAGAAUGUGGGAAAAUUCACUUGUGGUGCCCCACCACAGCAACGCAAUGAAAUGGAGCAGUUCCAGCUGCUGCAGAAGGAUGUGCACAAACAUCACAGGCACUUGGUGUCGAGAGAUGAUCACCAGAUUGACCACGGGUGUGGCAGAGCCUGACCCCACGCACACUCCGAGCAUAGCUUCUGCUCCCAGCCUGGAUCUUUUUGGGGAGAGAGUUGUCUCCAGUCCGAGUCAAGUGCCAGGCUUUGUUAGGAACAUGCACCAGAGGUUCAUGUCCGAUGUGCCUCCAGACGACAGGCUGUUCAUGGACAUCCUGAGGCUGACUGAUGCACACCCCAAUGACGUUGCAGUGACCCUUCUGCGCUGUGCCCCAUCAUGUGACAGAGGUGCUGCAAUCAUGUGGAAGACCAUAGCCUCAUCAGGAUCAACACUGGACAAGGUGCUGCCAACACUGCUCUGUGUGAUGGAGGACUGGCCACUGCACAAAAUGUACACCUCUGAUGGGGACAAUAAGGAUGUAUUUGCCCUGGCUGGAACCAGGAUGGUUUGGGAGGUUCUCCGCCUGCCCUGGUGUCCAGAGCCAUUUAUUGAAUAUUCCCCUCAUCUCGUCGUGGCUCUGCUCUUCCAAGUUUUCAUCAGUACAGAGCAGAUAACAGAGGAUAUCAAUACUUUCUGGAGAAGAUGUCAGGAGGAACAAAACCUUCCCACUAGCCUCAACAGGUUUGCAGUGAACACUUUGAAGGCACUGUUCUACCGUCUGCAGUGUCUGGAUUUACUGGUGGCAAUGGAACGCAAAUGUGGCUGGGACACGCUGCUCUGUGCUGACACCCACCACUAUGCAGUGGGUCUGCUGGCCAGACAGAUGCGCCGUGUCUCCAGAGACCUUUGUUCCUGCAUUGCACUCCGCCUGCUCAGGCUGCUCAGCAGGGAGGAACCACACUGGGAACUGCCUGCUAUGGCGUUCCUUGUGGAGGUCCUCGACUGCCUGGACUUCAGUGAAUGGGGUGACAGCAUCCUGGAGAUCAUGAUGCGGCACCUGCCGAGCGAGUCCAGGGAGAUGCGUCGCCUGGUGCUCAGAGGCCUCGUCAUGCUCAGCAACGAGCCCUCGCUGGCCAAAAAAAUGUGCAGCCUGUCUGCAAACCUUAUGGAGCUACUGAGGAAUGAAGACAGAGAGGUGGUCAGCAUGACCCUCUCUGUGUUCCUCAACCUACUCCUGAACAAAGACAUCCUAGUAUCCAGCCCCACGGCCCCGAAACUGGCUGAGGCACUCCGUCCGCUCUUUGACAAUGACAACAGACAGGUGCAGCUGCUCUCCAUUCACCUCUACAAAGAAGUGAUGGAAUCGGUAGUGGAAAAGGGAAAAAAGCACCUGAAGAUUCUUGUGAGCCAGAGCCUGCUCCCACUCUUCUUCAACUGCCACGAUGGGAACCAGCAUGUGGCAGAGGCCUCUCGGAAGACGCUGCUUAGAGCUGUGAGCUUCCUGAAGAGGAGGGAUCUUGAGCGGCUCCUGAAGAUGAAGGACCCGUGGAGCUUCGGCGAACAUGUGCUGGCAGAGGACAGGAGCCAAGCACCCGAGAACCUGCGGCAGGCUCUGCCGUACCUGGAGAGCCCACAGGAGCCCGUGCGAGAGGCGGCCAUCAGGUGCAUCGGGAUCGCCGGCAUGCUCAUGAGGGGGCAGCAGGAAGAGCUGCAGCUCAUCUGUGAGGCCCUUCAAGCCCUCAGAACAGAUGACAGCCCCUCCAACACAAACCUGAUUGUUCAAGUCAUGUUGGAUGAAAGAGCUGCAGUACUAAGUUCAUCUUCUGGAUCAAAGCAACCAGGACAGCAACAGAUGCCAUGCAAGAGGAGAUCACCUGGAGAGCAGAGGAAACCAGCUGGAGCUCUAGGCACAGCUGAUGCUGGGCACACCUGAGCGUGCCUGGAAGGUCGGGGUAGCUCCUGGCCUCCCAUUCCCGCUUUACUGGUCCUUCCCUGCAGCCCUCAGACCUUACCUGUUCCCUUCUCCUGCUCCCCAGCUCAUCCCUCUGCUUUGCAUGAAUAAACAUUUCAGCUUCUUCACCUUAUUUGUAUCUUUGUGGA
Molecule: messenger RNA, 6176 nt
Organism: Hirundo rustica (Barn swallow)
Lineage: Eukaryota; Metazoa; Chordata; Aves; Passeriformes; Hirundinidae
Exons: 16
Coding region: 4105-6009 (634 amino acids)
Cellular component (GO): cytoplasm
Source: RefSeq, a predicted model, not a curated record